Molecule: messenger RNA, 2244 nt
Organism: Hibiscus syriacus
Lineage: Eukaryota; Viridiplantae; Streptophyta; Magnoliopsida; Malvales; Malvaceae
Product: ubiquitin C-terminal hydrolase 22-like
Exons: 3
Coding region: 266-1942 (558 amino acids)
Biological process (GO): protein deubiquitination
Molecular function (GO): zinc ion binding; cysteine-type deubiquitinase activity
Source: RefSeq, a predicted model, not a curated record
CCAGAAUUGCGUCCCUCUUUUCCGCUCUCAUUUUCACUGAAUCUAUUCAAUAAAAUCCAGGCCCAUUGGUUGUUCCGCUGCAAUUUUUCCAAAUCUCAUCUGAUUUUCUUCGUUUAGUUGGAUAAUUUUCCUGGGAAAUCAAUUUUUUUAUAGGCUAUUGAUCAUAGUGUAUUAUUAUUACCAGUUCAUAGAUUUUCACACUUUUGUUUUCAUAAAAUCUCAGCUUCACAUCUCAAUUUCGAAGCUACUUUCAAUCAGUUUCGGCAUGUGUGCUAGAAACUCUUUAUACACUAACCCCAAACCCUGCAAACACCUAGCUGAUUACAAGCUCAGACAUGGCUUCAAUGGCUAUGAUUCCCUCCAAAAUUGCCUCAAAAUCACACCUAAUGGAAGAGCUAGAGUUGAUAAACACAACACUAAAAUACCCAGAUGCAAUUUCUGUAAUGGAAGUCAAGGUAGACUUUACAUUUGUUUGAUUUGCUCUGCAAUCUCUUGUUCAAGCCACAUUCUUUUGCAUACCCAAUCUGAGAAGGGCCAUGAGGUAGCUGUUGACAUGGAAAGAUCGGAGCUUUAUUGUUGUUUAUGUCGUGAUCAGGUCUAUGAUCCUGAUUUUGACAAAGUUGUAGUGUCUAAGCAAGUCAAGGACUUGCCUGGCGGUAGCAAAAGCAAUGGUUUUGAGGGGGGUUGUGACGGAUCAAGCAAGAGAAAGAGGUUAGAUUCAGGGAUAGGAUUGGAUUUGAAGAAAUCGAAGCUCUUGAUUACGAUGAGAGAUCGGAGGGCGAAAUCGUGUUAUCCGUUGGGAUUGAGGGGAUUGAACAAUCUGGGGAGUACUUGUUUCAUGAAUUCUGUGUUGCAGGCUUUGCUUCAUGCCCCUCCCUUGAGGAAUUACUUUCUCAGUGAUCGGCACAACAGUUUUCAAUGCAGGAAAAAAUCUGGUGAAAAGGUCUGCUUACUUUGCGAUAUCGAUGCUCUUUAUUCGGCUAUGUUCUCCGGUGAUCGGACCCCAUAUAGUCCAGCUCAGUUUCUUUAUAGCUGGUGGCAGCAUUCAUCGAAUUUGGCUAGUUAUGAGGAGCAGGAUGCUCACGAGUUCUUCAUUUCGGUUUUGGACGUGAUUCAUGAGAAGGAAAGCAAAAUGCUGAACUCUAGGAAAGAUGAUGGAUACUGCCAAUGUAUCGCUCAUAGGGCGUUCUCCGGGUUGUUGAGAUCAGAUGUCACAUGUAUCUCCUGCGGGUUUACUUCGACAACUUAUGAUCCUUGUGUUGAUAUUUCACUCAACUUGGACACGAGUAUCUUGUCUCCAUCCGAUGUAGCUAACAAACCCAUUAAACCAGAUGAGAAGACGGGUGUUUCUACUCUUUCAGGUUGUUUGAAUUUGUUUACAGGAGCAGAGAAGUUAGGUUCUGAUCAGAAACUCCAUUGCCAGAAUUGUCAAGAACUACGUGACUCGUCUAAGCAACUUUCUAUUAGAAGGCUCCCAUUGGUGCUGUGUUUACAUAUAAAGAGAGUCGAGCACUCUUUAGUCAGAAAAAUGUCGAGGAAAAUCAAUCAAUAUUUGCAGUUCCCUUUCUCAUUGGACAUGACCCCAUAUUUGUCGUCCUCCAUUACUAGAAACAGAUUUGGAAAUAGAAUCUUUGCUUUCGAAUACGAAAACUCCGAUAGUUGUGCAGAAUACGAGAUUUUUUCUGUGAUUGCUCACUCGGGAAUGCUGGAAUCGGGUCAUUACGUGACUUAUCUGCGACUAAAGAACCAGUGGUACAAAUGUGAUGAUGCUUGGGUAUCCGAGGUUGAUGAAGGAAUAGUGAGAGCUUCACAGUGUUAUAUGUUGUUCUAUGUACAGAAACCACUUUUCUACAAAGCAAAUGAGGAUACGAGAUGCGUUCGUAUUUCCCCGCGCAGAGAUCCGUUCUCGUCUACAGCCGGUUGUUCCUCUAAUGCAAAAUAGUCAUGCAAGCAAGGCUAGCUAAAGAGAGUUCAAUCAACAGUAUUCUUUGAAGGAGCCUUGUGGAACAAUAUCAGAGAAAGGCUGAUAAUCAGAAGCAGAUAUCCAUGUAGCAACUUCCAUGGCUGCUGGAUGUGUCCCAUGACGGGAUUUUCUUACAGUGAUCCUCUACAGUUAUUGCCCAAAAACAGUGAAGACAAAUCAAUAUUUUUUUCAUGUUGGCUCUCAAAAAGAUUCUUAGUCUGAAUGUUUUUUUCUACCGCCGGCAGUCAUGCACAGGUAAAUAGUUUACAACAUUACAUUGU